Molecule: messenger RNA, 1173 nt
Organism: Phlebotomus argentipes
Lineage: Eukaryota; Metazoa; Arthropoda; Insecta; Diptera; Psychodidae
Exons: 2
Coding region: 329-1090 (253 amino acids)
Biological process (GO): proteolysis
Molecular function (GO): serine-type endopeptidase activity
Source: RefSeq, a predicted model, not a curated record
ACUCCACUUUCCUCUAGCAAUACAUGAAAGACAUGAAACGUAAAAAUAAGGCAACGGGAAAACCCACAUUGGAAGACUGUAAAACACUUCAAAGUCUACUGAAAUCAAUCAGAUCUUCCGUAAAAUUUCAUUGAGAAACUCCUGACCAAGCAGCCCAAGCCGCUUAUCUUCGCUCUAGAUUGUUGAAUGGAUUUAUUGUAUGUUCUUAUCAACUGUAGCUCAAAUCCCUAUUAUGUUAGCAAUGACCACGCCGAAUCUAUCGCUUCUCGAGGUAUAAAAGCCCAUUCACUGUCCUGACCAGUCACAUUCGUGAGUGCUCAAAGUAACCAUGAAGCUGUUCAUCCUUUUGGCCCUGGUCUUUGCUUCGGCAGCCGCCUUUCCUCAGUACUACCGCGACAUCGACGGAUUCAUCGUUGGUGGCCAGAAUGCCGACAUCGCUGACUUCCCUUACUCUUUGUCGCUGAGACGCAACGGAAACCACAUUUGCGGAGCUUCAAUCAUUGGUCCAAACUGGGCUCUCACGGCUGCUCACUGCGUCCCAACUGCCCCAGCCAACGAGAUCACCUUCCGUGGUGGCAGCGCUAACCGCUUUGAGGGCGGAACCAUCUUCCAGGCCGACCAGAUCCACAUCCAUCCUCAGUACAACAGCCCAUCCCAGCUGAACAACGAUGUUGCUCUUGUUCGCGUGACCACCAACUUUGUGGGAGCCAAUAUUGCGACUGUCGCAAUUGCCGGAAGCGGUGGCGAUAUGGAUGCUGGAGCCCGCGCUCUCAUCAGCGGCUGGGGUCACACUCAGUGGCAAGGAUCUCUCUCCACCAUCCUUCAGUGGGCCGAUGUUGGCAUUGUGUCUCGUGCUUCCUGCCAGGCUGCUUAUGGAGCCAUCAUUACCACUAGCAUGCUCUGCGCUUCCCAUCCCGGACGUGACGCCUGCCAGGGUGAUUCCGGCGGCCCACUGACCAACAUGGGACAUGUCCAACACGGUGUUGUGUCCUUCGGCCACCAGUGCGCUCAUCCUGAUUUCCCUGGAGUGUAUGCCCGCGUCGGAGUUGCUGUUGUCCGCAACUGGAUCGGAUCUAUUUCCGGAAUCUAAUUGUGUCUGCUGCAUCUACCCAAAAAAUGCUACAGUUUCGUAUUGUUCUCUCUGACUGAAAUGUUUAAUAAAUUUGCAAUUUA